This is a messenger RNA of Oldenlandia corymbosa var. corymbosa, 1668 nucleotides long. The record is from the annotation of a GenBank genome assembly. NCBI's taxonomy places the organism in Eukaryota, Viridiplantae, Streptophyta, Magnoliopsida, Gentianales, Rubiaceae.
AUGGCUGCACAGGUCUACGAUGCCGCCGAGCUGAUAAGUGGAGAUGGUACCUUCAACGAUGAUAUCGAACAAGAUCUGAAUCUAGCCAGUGAGAAUGAUCGCAUCGGUGCCGUUUCCGUGAUUGGUUUGCAAAGUUCCGGAAAGAGUACACUUUUGAAUAGAUGCUUCUUUGCCAACUUCCAGGAGAUGAAUGCUAGGCAGGGACGUCACCAAACCACGAGAGGAGUUUGGGUAGCAAAAUGCUCAUUGCCCGGGGGUGACCAAAAAAUCCUAGUCAUUGAUACAGAAGGGACUGAUGGCUUAGAGCGAGAAAAUGAGGGAAAUGGUGCGUUUGUUAGAAAAACCACGUAUUUUGCCCUGGCCACGUCUAAGGUGAUCGUAUUCAACAUGUGGUACAACUGUGUUAAUCUUAACAAUGGCGGGAGUCGACCGCUCCUGGAAACAAUGUUUCAGGUGAUGGCCCGAAACUUUAACCCUCCAAGACGGGUGCAUUUAGUAAUUGUGAUUCGGGAUAAUCCCGAAGAGUCCCAGUUGAACACAUUGACAGAGCAGUUGCUGCAAUACCUCCACGGGAUCUGGAAUGAUAUAUUCUCUGCUCAAGAAGUUAGAACGAGUCCAGUGCUGGAAAAUUACCUAAACGUUCAAGUGGUGGCUAUGCCACAUUAUAGGUACGAGAGUGAAGCGUUUGACAGGGAGGUUGUCAGCUUGAGAGAUCUAAUUUUUAACUUGCUUCGGAACGAUGGAUACCUUCCAGCUGAAUUUAUUGACCUCGCAAGAAGGAACUGGCGCGACAUCCAGAAUGACAGAAUCCUCAACACCGAUUUAAACCGGAUAGCAGUUCAUGACGUUUUCUGUAAUGGUACCAAAGAGGAAAUGCUUCACAGGUUUGGUGAAGACGAGGUCUGGCUUAUGAUAAAGGAAGCAGUAGAUCAUGAUUUGUUUCUACUAACGCUAAACUUUGGCAACCAAGUCAAUUCAAUCAUCCAAGAAUACCUAUCCCAAUACGAUGAACAAACUAUACAUCUCCAUGAACAAGCACGCAAUGGACGCAGAGACCAAUUGAUUCGAGAAAUUUUAAAGGAGGUUGAGCCUACAUCCGUUUGUCUAGUGCAAAAACAAAGCAAAGCAGCUAUAGCAAACUUUGCCAAAGAAAUUGGAGAUAAGCUGACAGGCAAAAUUGAAAUCCUGGAUCCAGAGAGGCAUAUCACCGAAUUCGAGAAUCUCCUCCAAGAUGGCCGCAUCGAUCAUGCAACCUGGAAUCACCCUUCUACAGAGUUGGAGAAACUGCGAAAAGAGUUGGAUGAUUUCAAAAAAGAAGCUGACGAUAUUUACGAUUUGAUACUUAAGAAGGAGGCAAACCAAGUCUCUUUAGCAAAGAGUGUCUUAAUUUUUGCUUGCACUAUAGUUUAUACGGUCGGCACGGCUAGUUUUAUGGUGGCUUACAGGGCAGCAGCUAAAGCCGUUGGAGUUGCCCUAGCUUCUGGGGAGGAACUUGCUAUGGCUGUGAUAACAUUCCAGAGUGUUACGGCUGCAUUAGUAUCGGCUCUUCCCGGUGGAAGAAUGGUUGUGGAUGUGUAUGAGUGGUUUAAGAUCAGAGAGGAACUUAGGGAAUCCCAAAGGCAGAAUCCAACUGCAAGGAAGAUUUGGGAGGAAUAUCAGCAACGGUAA